AUGCGCGUCUUACUAUUUCUCUUUCCCAGUCCCACAUACAGAAGUAAGGACAAAAUGGCGUCUGCAGAUCUCCAGUGGCUUAUCAUCCGUAACAACUCCUGCUUCUUGAAGCAUGGGGGCGGAGUCACCAUGAGCACAGAGCCCAACAACUUGAAGAACAGGAAUUCCUUCAAGUACAAUGGUCUUAUCCACAAGAAGGCUGUAGGAGUCGAGGCUGCAGCUGACGGCAAGGGUGUUGUUCUAGUCACCAAGAAGAUCAAGGGAACCAUGAACAAGCCAGCCAAGACCUUCAACCGCGUUGAGAUGAAGAAGGAUUCUCGCCGUACCCUUACAGCUAUCCGCCGUACCCUAAAGAAGGGAUACCGAAAGGACCUAAAGAUGGCUGCCCUGAGGAGAGCUAGCGCCAUCAUCAGGAGUCAGAAGCCCAUCACAUCGGUCCAGAAGAAGCGCCCCACCAAGGCCAGGCGCACAUAGACCACCACCAUGAUGCCAUCUCCCUUCCCCGUUAGACCCAGGACUGGUUAUUCUGUUAGACGUUUACCAUCGCGUCACACACUGUAUGGCUGUUAUAAAUAAAUGACAUUCAUUAGUGCAACCAA
Strongylocentrotus purpuratus (purple sea urchin) is the source of this 599-nucleotide messenger RNA. It is a transcript of the gene rpl28, whose product is annotated as 60S ribosomal protein L28-like. The record is from RefSeq and is a predicted model, not a curated record. Gene Ontology annotation, molecular function: structural constituent of ribosome. The transcript has 6 exons. Gene Ontology annotation, biological process: translation. Gene Ontology annotation, cellular component: cytosolic large ribosomal subunit; ribosome. Lineage: Eukaryota; Metazoa; Echinodermata; Echinoidea; Camarodonta; Strongylocentrotidae. Bases 1 to 474 code for a protein of 157 amino acids.